Molecule: messenger RNA, 192 nt
Organism: Fusarium sp. VM40
Lineage: Eukaryota; Fungi; Ascomycota; Sordariomycetes; Hypocreales; Nectriaceae
Source: the annotation of a GenBank genome assembly
AUGUCAGAGGCAACGCUCAAGGGGUUGGAUGUCGUCAAGCGGGAGGAAGAGAACAACGCGAUGGAUAAAAGUAACGAAGCCGAUGCCGCAGCUUCGUCUGGUAACUACAAGGAGGCCAACAAGGCGGCUGACAAAAGCGAAGAGCAUUCUACCAAUGCUACAAACAUCGGCAGUGCUACGGGCACUGGUUGA